Molecule: messenger RNA, 8172 nt
Organism: Canis lupus familiaris (dog)
Lineage: Eukaryota; Metazoa; Chordata; Mammalia; Carnivora; Canidae
Gene: GRM5
Product: glutamate metabotropic receptor 5
Exons: 11
Coding region: 393-4067 (1224 amino acids)
Biological process (GO): G protein-coupled glutamate receptor signaling pathway; trans-synaptic signaling by endocannabinoid, modulating synaptic transmission; regulation of synaptic transmission, glutamatergic
Cellular component (GO): postsynaptic density membrane
Molecular function (GO): G protein-coupled receptor activity involved in regulation of postsynaptic membrane potential; adenylate cyclase inhibiting G protein-coupled glutamate receptor activity
Source: RefSeq, a predicted model, not a curated record
GAGAUUGCUGCACACGCCGCCCUCAGCUCUGCUGUUCUGUGCGCACUGAGCGCAGGAGAUGAGCUUAAGAUCUUCUUGGUGGGGAGCCUGGGAAUGGAGAGGCCGGCUCUGCCCCGCUGAUCAGCACAGCCCAACUUUAUGGGGGGCUAGCUAGACUACGUCUCACUGCCAGCUGCGCGGCCAACAGGGGGGUUUUGAAGAUCAUGACCACAUGGAUGCAUCUAACUAAAUGGUACGUGGGGACACGGUGGUCCUUUAGAGAGCACAUCUAAAUUACUGGCUAAUUUCUUGGUUUGCCACCCAACAUAGGACGUUGUUUGAUUCUAUCUGUCAGAACUCUCCUAAAUUUUCCCCACCAUGCUAUCUUUAUUAGCUUGAACUCUUCUCCUAAAAUGGUCCUUCUGUUGAUCCUGUCAGUUCUGCUUUUGAAAGAAGAUGUCCGUGGGAGUGCACAGUCCAGUGAGAGGAGGGUGGUGGCUCACAUGCCGGGAGACAUCAUUAUCGGAGCUCUUUUUUCUGUCCACCACCAGCCCACGGUGGACAAGGUACAUGAAAGGAAGUGUGGGGCAGUUCGUGAACAGUAUGGCAUUCAGAGAGUGGAGGCCAUGCUGCAUACUCUGGAAAGGAUCAACUCAGACCCCACACUCUUGCCCAACAUCACACUGGGCUGUGAAAUAAGGGAUUCCUGCUGGCAUUCAGCUGUGGCCCUAGAGCAGAGCAUUGAGUUUAUAAGGGACUCCCUCAUUUCUUCAGAAGAAGAAGAAGGUUUGGUGCGCUGUGUGGAUGGUUCUUCCUCUUCCUUCCGCUCCAAGAAGCCCAUAGUAGGGGUCAUUGGGCCUGGCUCCAGUUCUGUGGCCAUUCAGGUCCAGAACUUGCUCCAGCUUUUCAACAUACCUCAGAUUGCUUACUCGGCAACAAGCAUGGAUCUGAGUGACAAGACUCUGUUCAAGUACUUCAUGAGGGUUGUGCCUUCAGAUGCCCAGCAGGCACGGGCCAUGGUGGACAUAGUAAAAAGGUACAACUGGACCUAUGUGUCAGCUGUGCACACAGAAGGGAACUAUGGAGAGAGUGGGAUGGAAGCUUUCAAAGAUAUGUCAGCCAAGGAAGGAAUUUGCAUCGCUCACUCUUACAAAAUCUACAGCAAUGCAGGGGAACAGAGCUUCGAUAAGCUGCUGAAGAAGCUUAGGAGUCACUUGCCCAAGGCCCGGGUGGUGGCCUGCUUCUGUGAGGGCAUGACAGUGAGAGGUCUGCUGAUGGCCAUGAGGCGCCUGGGUCUAGCAGGCGAAUUUCUGCUUCUGGGCAGUGAUGGCUGGGCUGACAGGUAUGAUGUGACAGAUGGAUAUCAGCGAGAAGCUGUUGGUGGGAUCACAAUCAAGCUGCAAUCUCCCGAUGUCAAGUGGUUUGAUGAUUACUAUCUGAAGCUCCGGCCAGAAACAAACCUUCGAAACCCUUGGUUUCAAGAAUUUUGGCAGCAUCGUUUUCAGUGCAGGCUGGAAGGGUUUGCACAGGAGAACAGCAAAUACAACAAGACUUGCAAUAGUUCACUGACUCUGAGAACACAUCACGUUCAAGAUUCCAAAAUGGGAUUUGUGAUCAAUGCGAUCUAUUCCAUGGCCUAUGGGCUCCACAACAUGCAGAUGUCCCUCUGUCCAGGCUAUGCAGGCCUUUGUGAUGCAAUGAAACCAAUUGAUGGACGGAAACUUUUGGAUUCCCUGAUGAAAACCAAUUUUACUGGGGUUUCUGGAGAUAUGAUCCUAUUUGAUGAGAAUGGAGACUCUCCAGGAAGGUAUGAAAUAAUGAAUUUCAAGGAAAUGGGAAAGGAUUAUUUUGAUUAUAUCAAUGUUGGAAGUUGGGACAACGGAGAAUUAAAAAUGGAUGAUGAUGAAGUAUGGUCCAAGAAACACAACAUCAUCAGAUCUGUGUGCAGCGAGCCAUGUGAGAAAGGCCAGAUAAAGGUGAUCCGGAAGGGAGAAGUCAGCUGUUGUUGGACCUGUACACCCUGUAAAGAGAAUGAGUAUGUCUUCGAUGAGUACACCUGCAAGGCGUGCCAGCUGGGGUCGUGGCCCACUGAUGACCUUACAGGUUGUGACUUGAUCCCAGUACAGUAUCUCCGCUGGGGUGACCCUGAGCCCAUUGCAGCUGUGGUGUUUGCCUGCCUCGGCCUGCUGGCCACCCUCUUUGUCACUGCAGUCUUCAUCAUUUACCGUGAUACACCUGUAGUCAAGUCCUCCAGCAGGGAACUCUGCUACAUCAUCCUUGCUGGCAUCUGCCUGGGUUACUUAUGUACCUUCUGCCUCAUUGCAAAGCCCAAACAGAUCUAUUGCUACCUUCAGAGAAUUGGUAUUGGUCUUUCUCCAGCCAUGAGCUACUCGGCCCUUGUAACCAAGACCAAUCGUAUUGCAAGGAUCCUGGCCGGCAGCAAGAAGAAGAUCUGUACCAAAAAGCCCAGAUUCAUGAGUGCCUGUGCCCAGCUAGUGAUUGCUUUCAUUCUCAUAUGCAUUCAGUUGGGCAUCAUCGUUGCCCUCUUUAUAAUGGAGCCUCCUGAUAUAAUGCACGACUACCCAAGCAUUCGAGAAGUCUAUCUGAUCUGUAAUACUACCAACCUCGGAGUUGUCACUCCUCUUGGAUACAAUGGCUUGCUGAUUUUGAGCUGUACCUUCUAUGCUUUCAAGACCAGAAAUGUCCCAGCCAACUUCAAUGAGGCCAAGUAUAUCGCCUUUACAAUGUACACCACCUGCAUUAUAUGGCUGGCCUUUGUGCCAAUCUACUUUGGCAGCAACUACAAAAUCAUCACCAUGUGUUUCUCAGUCAGUCUCAGUGCCACAGUGGCGCUGGGCUGCAUGUUUGUGCCGAAGGUGUACAUCAUCCUGGCCAAACCAGAGAGGAAUGUGCGCAGCGCCUUCACCACAUCUACCGUGGUGCGCAUGCAUGUGGGGGAUGGCAAGUCAUCCUCAGCAGCCAGCAGAUCCAGCAGCCUAGUCAACCUGUGGAAGAGAAGGGGCUCCUCUGGGGAAACCCUAAGGUACAAAGACAGGAGACUGGCCCAGCACAAGUCGGAAAUAGAGUGUUUCACCCCCAAAGGGAGUGUGGGGAAUGGUGGGAGAGCAACAAUGAGCAGCUCCAACGGAAAGUCCGUCACGUGGGCCCAGAACGAGAAGAGCAGCCGCGGCCAGCACCUGUGGCAGCGGCUGUCCAUACACAUCAACAAGAAGGAGAGCCCCAACCAGACGGCGGUCAUCAAGCCCUUCCCCAAGAGCCCGGAGAGCCGCGGCCUGGGCGCGGGCGGGGGCGCGGGCGGCGGGGGCGCGGGCGCGGGCGCGGGCGGCGGGGCCGGCGCCGCGGGCGGGGGCGGCGGCGGCCCGGAGCCGCCCGACGCCGGCCCCAAGGCGCUGUACGACGUGGCGGAGGCCGAGGAGCACUUCCCCGCGCCCGCGCGGCCGCGCUCGCCGUCGCCCAUCAGCACGCUGAGCCAGCGCGCGGGCUCGGCCGGCCGCACGGACGACGACGUGCCGUCGCUGCACUCGGAGCCCGCGGCGCGCAGCAGCUCGUCGCAGGGCUCGCUCAUGGAGCAGAUCAGCAGCGUGGUGACCCGCUUCACCGCCAACAUCAGCGAGCUCAACUCCAUGAUGCUGUCCACCGCGGCGCCCGGCCCCGGCGUGGGCGCCCCGCUCUGCUCGUCCUACCUGAUCCCCAAGGAGAUCCAGCUGCCCACGACCAUGACGACGUUCGCCGAAAUCCAGCCGCUGCCGGCCAUCGAGGUCUCGGGCGGCGCGCAGCCCGCGGGGGUGGCGGCGGCGGCGGCGGCGGCGGCGGCGGCCCCGCCGGCAGGGGGCGCUGCCCGGGAGUCCCCCGCCGCGGCCGGGCCCGGGCCCGACGCGGCGGCCGGCAAGGCGGACCUGGAGGAGCUGGUGGCGCUCACCCCGCCGUCCCCCUUUAGAGACUCGGUGGACUCGGGGAGUACAGCCCCCAACUCGCCGGUGUCGGAGUCCGCGCUCUGCAUCCCGUCGUCUCCCAAAUAUGACGCCCUGAUCCUCAGAGAUUACACUCAGAGCUCCUCGUCGUUGUGAACGUGGUCGGAACCCGCGCCGCGCUCGCCGCGAGCCGACACCUCCCGCGUUCCCGCAGCACGUGACCGUGGGCGCCUGCCUCGGACCCGAGGUGGGAGAGGCCAAGCGCCCCCGGGAAGGAAAGCGAGCUCUGGAGCGCGUUCAGCAUCCACCCACCAAGACGCCAACCACGAAUCUUUGGGCAGAUUUUCUUCUAGUGGCCUUAGAAAACGUGGGCUUUGCAGAAACACUGCGAAUCUUUUCGAGGGCUGACAAGGAGCCUGUGGCACCAGUUCCGUACCAAGUGCUUUGCUCUAGGGAAGCAAUGAGUGUGAAACAGCAUAACGGAGGGGAAGAGCGUGCUUAGCGGGCACCUGUAAAAAGUUUUGUUUACUUUCUUUUCCCAGAAGAUUCUUUGAUUCACCCAACAUGAAUGUACAUUUUCUAACAAACUAAAAAUCUGGGACCAAACGUGACCAUUUCUCUCUCUCUCUCUCUCUCUCUUUUUUUUUUCCUUUCUUUUUUGCUGUCUUUUAAAGACCUUGCAAAGCAGGACCUUGAGGCGUUGCUGUGACUGUGCCCCUUGCAUAACACACAGCUGCGUAAGGAGCGCUGCCCUGACGCGUGUAGGGCUUUUACCAGAGACACUCCUCUCCGAUUUGGUUUGAAAUCCUCUUCCAGAAGCCUGCAUCCGGGAGUCCACCUAGUGAUUUCAAUUCACCUCCAUUAACCAAGAAAACCAGUGGAAGAUUUCUUGACUAUUUUCACCAUGUUGCCAAUCAAUACUGGAGUAGCAAAAAAAAAAAAAAAGAAAAAAAAGAAAAAAAUAUUUUCUGGAAUACUGUUUUGUAAUUCCCUCACUGGGGUACGUUGUGUAGCUGGAAAUUCUCUUUAUAAUAAUAAUAAUAAUAAUAAUAAUAAUUAGUAGUAGUAAUAAUUCCUGAGCUCCAGCUUGGCUAUCUCGUUCAUGAAAUGUGGCCACUCCUCCUAAUGAAUGCUGUUCCAUUAGCAUUGCCAGCUAAAAUAUUAAAAUACGCAUUUGGGCUUCUUCAUCCCCUUCCUUUGAGAACCUGAUGCACAAAGAGCCCCUCUGUUCUUUUCAAGUCCCACCACUGGAAGAAUGGUCUAUAGACCCUCUGAAGACAGCGUCAUGAUUGGAGGGACUGUUGUUCAAAAAGUUAACACAAUCUUAAUACACUGGAAAUUUUAAACUGUGUCAAGUUGGCUUAGCAGAGAUUUAGCUAUGCCAGUAAGCAGUGAUUUUAACUUUUCUUGGCUGCUUAAACAGGGCAGCUAUGAACUAUGACAAAUGUAGAUUUUUCAAAGCAAUACAGAAUACUAAAACAGAGGAACCUUAAUGGAUAUAAACCACACAGUCUUUCUUAGCCAUUCCAAAAAGAGGCAAAGCGAUUAUUUCCUUUUUAAAAUAAUUAUUAAUAUGAUUUUGUGCACUUACUACUGUCACUUUUUAAAUACUGCAGAAAAGAGAUUUAAAGAUACAAUAGAAAUACAUGUGCUUUAUUAGGCUCAUAUAAGUAGAAAUCAUAGCUCAAGACCUGCAUCCACUGUCCUCUCUUUCUUCCUCCCUCCCAUUACAGCUAUCCUGAGGUGCCAAAUGUUUUUUGUUGUUGUUGUUGUUGUUGUUGUUUUGGUUUGGUUUGGUUUGGUUUUUAAUUUUAAAUAAGGAUAGUAAUAAAAGGAGGAGGUGUCCUGUAAGUUUAGAGUUUAGUUGAUCUAGCCUUAUACUAAAGAUAGCCUUAUGAAAAAGAUUUGCUGUGAGGCAGAAGUAUAUUUUUAGCAGAAAGAAAAAUGAAUGAAACCAUUUUCUCUAGCUCAAUAUCCUUACUUUGGCAUGUAUUUUUUUUUUAUUUUACACCUACUUUAAAAAAGAAUUUGUGAAAUGGAAAUAUAUCCACUGGCAUAAUUUUUCAUUCCCCACUUUUAAAAGUUGUAAUGAAUAUACUGUUUGACUUUCCUGAUAACUGUUCUUAUAUUAAAUUUUUAAAUCAAAUCUCCCAAUAUAAAAUGUUAAAUGCUAACAUUAAUUUACUGAAAUAUAAAUUUUCAAAAAAUCAGCCUCCCAUACCAGAUUUGAAAAUAACGUCUUCAGAGCACCCUGAAUCUAGAUGUUAUAAUGAGACUCUUGAAACAGUGAAUUCAGCUAAGUUUUAUGGUUUCAUUGAAAUUGAAUGUCUGCCUCUACGUGAAAAACAAUUGUAAAUAUUUUGAAGCAUUAACACCCCUCAAUUCUCUUGAAAAAGAUGGCUUUCACCUGGAGAUUACCAUCUGGAUAUCUUAAACAUUGAAACCUUUCCAAAUAUACUCUACUAAGUUUUAAAUUUGUUUCUUAAACCCUUUGGCUGAUUUCCAUUUUAUUCUCAAGUAUAAGUUUCAUUAUACUGACCAAUUAAAAAAACAUUUUAAAAAACUUUCUGCUUUUGAAUGAUCAAAUUCCCCUUCUAAAUUUUUAGUAGCGUAUUUCUUUUAAAAAGUACACUACGUUAUGAGAAAAUUCAUCAGAAAUUAAAAUUUAAUGCAAACAAAUUGCCAUCUGAUAAUUCUAUAUGAAAGUACAGUCAACUGUAAUAAGAAAAAUAAUUUAUCCAAUUAGAGGAGAACAAGAUGUGUUUUUCUCUGUGUUUCUGUGCCCUUUGCCACUUCAUUCAGUACAUUGUAUAAUACGUAAUAUUAUUAGUAAUGCAUUCUUGGGAUCUUUUAUUUUGGAAUGAUGCUAACUCUGUCUCUUUGCCAAUUCUAAUACCAGGUUCCAAGUAAUAAAUCUACAAGGAGAACUGAAUAUUCAUUCUAGGGCUAGGAUAUGAACUUUGCAAUUCAUUGGGGUACCUAUUUUCAUUGAAUUUCCUUGAAAACAGUCUGUUCCUGGUGCCCAGUGAUAAUUCAGUCGGACCAGCAUGACCAGAAGGAAGGGGAAAGUACAGUGAAAUGCGAAGAUUCAGAAAAGUGACCCUGAAGGACAGUUUGGUUCCAAGAUGAAAAAAGAAGACCGGGUUUGAUCAAGUUAUGCGGACCCCCUAGGCAGUCUACUCACUCUCCUGUUGCAGGAGAGGAGGAGGGGCAGCCCAAGAAGACCCUGUGGAUUGGGGAGAAGCAUCUCUUUGGGUGAGGGGUGGGGAACAGAGAGGGAGCACGCAAAGGAGCGUCCUAGAGAUUGGACUGAAGCAAAGAGAAAUAGUAAAUCCCCCCGAAUGUGCUAAUCGUUGUCAGUGACGGUCUUUCCCGGGCUUCGGCUGUUAACCAGCAAGUUAUCAGGAAGACUAGGAGCUAUUUCUGACCGUGAAUGAGUUGUGUCAUGGCUCUGCUGCGAUCCUGUGACUUCCAAACCAGGAAUCAAACACUUUUUAAGAAACAAACAUUUCCUAUGCUAGUCUCCCAGCAAGAUGUACAUGUUUUGGAGACUUGGAAAGUAUCAUCUGAGUUCACGUUUAGCCGCAGCUUAUUACUAGCCCUUGAGCUGCCAGAAUCUCGUAGUCAACCAUUUACGGUUUUAUACUGUGAAAAAUACAGAUCAGUGAAAAGCAUAAAGACGAGGGGAAAUUCACUUUCAAGAGGGUCUGAGGCGGGAGAGAUCCUCUGCUGUGUGUUGAAGAGUGAGGCAUGUAUAAAAUAGAUGGCUGAAUUUCACUGAUCUUCCCAAUGUGAAAAAAUAUACUAUGUAUAUUGUGUGCAUUUCUAGAAUUCAAUGGCAGCUGCUGGUGGUGUUGUAAUUAGAGAUCUAUAUAGAAUAUAGAUGUUUUAGAGAGACGGUGCCAAUCCUAAAAGAUUUGUGUGGGCUACAAGUGCUUGUACUUACUUUUUCUGCACUUUAACUGAUUUGGUUUUAAGAUUGUGUGCGCGUACCUGUUCUUUUUCUGUUGUUGCAGCUUGUACUAUUAAAACAAUAGAGAAUGUUGAAUUAUUUUGAUGUGAAUUGCAGAUGAUUUUUUUCAUAAAGUUUAACAUUUUUAUCAGCAUUGUUUUGCUUUGUACUUGUAUAAAUGUGUUUUAUUUUAGCAUUUGAAAGUACAUUUGCCUGUUUCUCAGUUGUCUGAAUCAUGUUAUAGUUGGUGUUUGUGAAGUCAGUUACUUUUUGAAAAAUAUUAAAACAGAAACUAUGGUAUGACUUUAA